AUGGUCUACGGGAGGAGCAUAGCGGUAGGCGUCUGCCUGAUGACCGUGGUCCUUCUGCUCGCCGCCGGGAUAUUCUACUUGAGUCUGGGACCCUGCCCCACAGGCAGCUUCGCCUGCGACAACGGCACGCUGUGCGUUCCGAGGCGCCAGAUGUGCGACAACCGUCACGAUUGCGCCGACAGCAGCGAUGAGAAUCCGGUGGAGUGCGGACUCCUCUACGGCAGCAAGGAGAUUGCCGAUAAGAUUGUGCGUAAUGCGAUUGAGAAGAAGCAACAGAGCCUAAUCUCCGCCGUUUCGAAUGCGAGCGGCCUGGAUUUAUCACCGCCGGUGGUGCAAAGGAAUCAAAGCCAAACUUUAAGCUUGACUUGUGAUAUCGUCACAUAUCCUAAAACCUGUAAGUGCGGCCAGAGAACAAUUAUAUACUGCGGUCGCUUUGCGAAGUUGCGUCGAUUUCCAAGGAUCAGUUCUGAGGUCACGAAUCUGAUCAUCAUUCGCAACAACCUGACCCUGAGAGACAAUAUCUUUGCCAAUUUGACGCGUCUGCAAAAGCUGACUCUCAAGUACAACAACAUAUCACGUGUCCCGCUGGGCAGCUUCAAUGGCUUAUCUAAUUUGGAGCGCCUGGAGCUGAGCCACAACAACAUCAGCCAUUUGCCCCACGGCAUCUUCCUGGGGCUCCACAGCCUCCAGUGGCUGUUCCUGGUGAACAAUCAGCUGCACCACCUGCCCAUGGAGCAGCUGCGAUUCCUCCAUCGAUUGGAGUGGCUGGUCCUGAGCAGCAAUCACCUCACCCUGCGAAAUGUGCAGCUGCCGAAAAUUCCCUCGCUCUACGAAGUUUAUUUGGAUUUCAAUCGUAUCGAAUAUAUUGGCGAGGAAACUUUUUCCCAAUUGGAUAAUUUACAUUUGCUAGAUCUCCAGCAUAACCUCAUCACCCACAUCCAUGGACGAGCCUUUGCAAAUCUAACCAAUAUGCGAGAUAUCCGCCUUGUCGGUAAUCCCAUUAAGGAGUUAUCUGGCGAAACAUUUCUGCACAACACUCGACUGGAGGCGCUUUCGCUGGCCCAAAUGCCUAUCCACAUCAGUCGCAGCCUAAUGGAGCCCCUGAACAUAUCCUUCCUGAAUCUCACGGGCAUUCGUUAUGAUCACAUUGACUUUGCGGCCAUAAAUGCCAUGCGUAACCUUACGUACAUCAUCUACGAUCGGUUCUUCUACUGCUCGAUGACGCCGCGGGUGAGGAUGUGCAAGCCCUCCACCGAUGGAGUUAGCUCCUUUCAGGAUUUGCUCAGCAAACCCGUCCUCCGAUACUCCGCUUGGGUAAUGGCCACUUUAACAAUAGCCGGAAAUGUUCUGGUUCUCUGGGGACGCUUUAUCUACCGGGAUGAAAAUGUGGCUGUGACGAUGGUGAUCCGAAAUCUGGCCCUGGCUGAUAUGCUGAUGGGGUUCUAUUUGGUCACUAUUGGUGUGCAGGACUACCGCUAUCGAAAUGAGUAUUACAAGGUUGUGCUGGAUUGGAUAAGCUCGUGGCAGUGCACACUGAUUGGCACCCUGGCCGUCAGCUCUUCGGAGGUGUCUAUGCUAAUCCUGGCCUUCAUGUCGCUGGAGCGCUUCCUGCUCAUCGCGGAUCCCUUUCGUGGCCACCGCAGCAUCGGAAGUCGGGUGAUGUGGCUGUCGCUGAUCUGCAUUUGGAUUACGGGAGUGGGUUUAGCGGUGGUUCCAGUACUUCUGUGGCGUACGAGCACCCUGCCCUACUACGGAUCCUAUUCGGGAACCUGUUUCCCUUUGCACAUCCACGAGGCCUUUCCCAUGGGCUGGCUGUACUCGGCUUUUGUCUUCCUGGGCGUCAAUCUGCUGCUGCUGGUCAUGAUUGCCAUGCUCUACACGGCCCUGCUGAUCUCGAUUUGGAGGACGCGAAGUGCCACACCGCUCACUCUCUUGGAUUGCGAGUUCGCCGUGCGGUUCUUCUUCAUCGUGCUCACCGACUUCCUUUGCUGGGUGCCCAUCAUCGUGAUGAAGAUCUGGGUCUUCUUCAACUACAACAUCUCCGAUGAUAUCUACGCCUGGCUCGUGGUCUUUGUGCUGCCAUUGAACUCGGCGGUCAAUCCACUUUUGUACACCUUCACGACGCCCAAGUAUCGAAAUCAAAUCUUCCUGCGUGGCUGGAAGAAAAUUACCUCUAGGAAGCGAGCGGAGGCGGGCAAUGGUAAUGUGGCCACCACUACGACGGGCACAGCGACGGGAUCCUCGCAGCAUCCGGAUGACUCCACGGCACUGGCCAAAGCCAUGCCCUUGGCUCUAACGAUGUCUAACUGA
This is a messenger RNA of Drosophila takahashii, 2310 nucleotides long. RefSeq names its product Leucine-rich repeat-containing G protein-coupled receptor 3 (gene Lgr3). Gene Ontology annotation, molecular function: protein binding; G protein-coupled peptide receptor activity. NCBI's taxonomy places the organism in Eukaryota, Metazoa, Arthropoda, Insecta, Diptera, Drosophilidae. The record is from RefSeq and is a predicted model, not a curated record. Gene Ontology annotation, cellular component: plasma membrane. Gene Ontology annotation, biological process: activation of adenylate cyclase activity; hormone-mediated signaling pathway; adenylate cyclase-activating G protein-coupled receptor signaling pathway.